GUGCGAAUAGUGCUGGAGGGGGAUCUCAGUCAGUGCUGCUGGGAGGAGGAGGUGGCGGAGGAGGAAGAAUCUCCUACCCCCAGCUCCUCCGGCUCAUACCGUCAUACACAGGCCGGGGGUCCCACAGGUGACACCGAGCGGACGGUGACGGGUGUUGCCUCAGCUCUGCACAAGAAAAAUGGCCAUCACUGUGGAUCGUAUCAGAAAGAUGGGAUUUCUUAUACUGAGAAUGGUCCUAAGAUUUUCCUUUAUGGUCAUAAACAACAUGGUUGCUAUUCCAUCCUAUGUAUUAUAUUUGAUAGCUCUGCAACCUGUCAGACUAAUAAACAGAAAACUAUUCUGGUCUAUUGAAGGAUUAAUGUUUAAAUGGCUUUUAGCAAUGGUCGCCUCCUGGGGUUGGGCUGCGGGAUAUACAGUUGUUGAAUGGGGAGAUAAUGUGCACUCGAUUACAGAAGACGAAGCUGUAAUGCUGGUGAAUCAUCAAGCAACAGGGGACGUCUGCACACUUAUGUUGUGUCUCCAGGACAAAGGCUUGGUGGUUCGGCAAAUGAUGUGGCUGAUGGAUCAUAUAUUCAAAUACACAAAUUUUGGAGUGGUAUCUCUUGUACAUGGGGAUUUCUUUAUCCGACAAGGUAAAGCUUACCGUGACCAACAGCUUAUUCUCCUUAAGCGACACCUAGAAAGGUACUAUAGGAGCCGUGAUCGUAAAUGGAUAAUUUUGUUUCCAGAGGGUGGCUUUCUCAGGAAAAGAAGGGAAACAAGCCAAAUGUAUGCCAAGAAAAAUAACUUGCCGUUUCUUAGGCAUGUCACUCUUCCAAGACUGGGUGCUACGCAAAUUAUCUUAAAUACAUUACAGACGCAGCAGGAAAAUGGUAUACUUGCUGGUGGAGAGUCUUCUUCAUUGGACAGAAAACCUAAAGGCCUGCAGUGGGUUAUAGACACCACCAUUGGAUACCCGAAUGCUGACCCUAUGGACAUCCAAACCUGGAUUUUAGGCUACAGGGAACCAAUGAUCACACACGUGUACUACAGAAUCUAUCCAAUCAAAGAUAUACCGAUGGAGACAGAAGCAUUGACAGAUUGGUUAUAUCAACGGUUCGUUGAAAAGGAGGAGCUCUUGUCACAUUUUUAUGAAACAGGUGCUUUUCCACCCCCACGGGGCCAAAAGAAAGCAGUAUCAAGAGAGAUGAAACUUAACAACCAGUGGCUUUUCCUGGUACAAUGUCUGGCGUUCUUGUCAGGCUACAUGUGGUACUGCGUUCUUCACUAUUUGUAUCAGUGCUUAUUUUGAAAGCAGAACGGGACUGAAGGACUCAAAUUGUAGGAAGUUUCUGGCUCUUGCAAGAGAGCUUAAUGUUAUCUGUGCGAUUGUGAAAACGCCACAGUCGAGAAAAUAGCAGGCUCAAAACAUUUUUUUUUUUUCGGGGAGGUGGGGGAGGGAUGAGGUAUUUUUUUUUUAUUUUUAUUUUUAAACCCCUUCUUGGGUUCAUUUUAAAAUCAAGAAAAAAAAGUAUGGAUCAGUGUCAGUGACCUGCUAAUGUAUUUUUAUGAACUGCUUAAAGUGUAAAGCCCUCCAGAACUAUUCCAAACUGAAAUGGCAAUGACCGUCAUGAAGUGACUGUGCAUCAAAUUGUUACCACUAGGACGGUAUUCAGCAGCCUCUUCUGUAACCAGUAGUCCUCUAAAGUGGAUGCAAUGAGCUACAACCCCCAACCUCACUGAGCAGAAAACGGCACCCAAGUUUAUUACGCAUAAUGGCAAAAGGAGUCCAAACUGACACAGGAAAAUCAUACCAGUGCCGUCAUACACAUUGUCCUUUUUCACAAAAUCAUUUGUCUACUUAAAUUGAAAGAAUCAGAAUUAUAUCCUUGUUUUAUAUGUACAACAAAGCAUCUGGUUUACGUGUGCAAAUCUCUCUUGAAAAUAUGUCUGUUUGCCUGUCAAGAUUAUUAUUUUAUUUUUUUGUUUGUUUAUGAAGCAUUUUGUAUGUAAAUUUUAACAAUGUAGUGUGUAGAUUUUUUUUUUUUUUUUUUCUCGAAUUGCACUUUUUAAAAUUUAGUGUAAAAUUCUGUGGAAGGUUUUGUUUAAAUAAGUGCUUAUGGUUUUAAAUCCCAAUUGUUUAAUAUCAUUGAAUUAGGGAAAUCACAGCAGAAAUGACAGUUUUUUUAGUAUCUGUUAUAAUUUGCUUUAGUUUAUAAAGGGAAAUGGCAGGAAGAUUACAUUUUUCUAAUGCCAAACGAGAUUUUUUUUUUUAAAUGAAAAGGGAUGUCUAGCCAUACAUGUCAUUUCCCACCCCUGCUUUUCUUUGUGGUCAAUAUGUUAAAAUUGUUGUUGAGAUCAAAUUGUAUUGGCCUUUAAUGCACUGAAAAAGUCAAAUUACCUGACAGCUCUCUGUCCUGGUAACAAUUCACAAGAAAGUCAGCAGACACUAUUAUCGUGACAGUCUGAAGGCAAUUUGAGAGGACACAGCUUUUAUAUUGUGAGUAACGGUUAUCAAGUGAUAAUUAAACAAACUCAUUGAGAGAUGUCAGCCAUUUUGCAUUAAACCACUAAAGGCAUAAGGCCUGUAUUUCUUUUUUGUGAGCUACAUUGGUUAGAAGAGAGGAUACCAUACCCUAUCAAGAUAAACAAUUGUGUUUGCAUAUAAGUGUGACUGUAGAGUUUAUUUAUAAACAAACGACUGUGAAAAGGGACAAACUACCCAAAAAUGAAGUUUGGUUGGAAGGAAUUUCAUGAGGAAAUGAUGCUGUGCUUUUUCUAGGUCAGUUGAGAUACCUCAGUGAUUGAAAAAAUAGAUCUCCACAGAAAUAAAUCUUUUACUUAUUA
This is a messenger RNA of Bombina bombina (fire-bellied toad), 2826 nucleotides long. It is a transcript of the gene LPGAT1, whose product is annotated as lysophosphatidylglycerol acyltransferase 1. NCBI's taxonomy places the organism in Eukaryota, Metazoa, Chordata, Amphibia, Anura, Bombinatoridae. Bases 179 to 1291 code for a protein of 370 amino acids. Gene Ontology annotation, cellular component: endomembrane system. The record is from RefSeq and is a predicted model, not a curated record. Gene Ontology annotation, molecular function: acyltransferase activity. The transcript has 8 exons.